CGACUUCGCAGACAAUCCGUUCGGCCAGGUGAAAUCCGAACUUGACAUUCCCGACCCGUGAUGCAAUUGGUCACUGCGCCACGCCUAAUUGACUGAAAUGACAUCUCCAUGUCUCCCGCUGCAUGUUCCGCGUACUCCUGCCAUUAACGAAACUCCCUAGAGGUUUGGAUUCUGUAAAUUAGGUUAGGGUUUAUGCAGUAUUCAAGCUAAGAGUUAUGGUGACCGAUUGUUUCUGAGAAAGAAGGAAAGACAGACAAGUGCAAAGAAAGAUGAGAUCCUCGUCGGGAGGAUUCAGCAUCGCUGCCAGUACGCAGACGCUUGAUGUCGAUAAUCGAAUUUCUCUUCGUUAUUACUAUCGGAUCGCUGAUAAUCUCCUCAGACAGGCUGACAUCUUUCGAGAAGAGAAGAAUAUUAUAGAUCUGUAUGUUAUGCUUCUAAGAUUUUCAAGUUUGAUCACUGAAACUAUACCACGCCAUAAAGAUUUUAAGGUGUCUCUACAAAAUGAAAGGCUUUAUUUUAAGAAGAAAUUAAUGAAUGCUUUGAGUGAACUGGAGGCAUUGAAGCCAGUGGUUCAACAGAAGAUUGAAGAAUUGAACAGAAAUCAUAUGAAUCAAGUGGAUAGGUUUGACCACAAUGAUAUUUCUGAUUCUUCAGUUGAAUGGCCUCCUGUUAGGAAGAAAAUUCCAACAAAUUAUGGAACCAGAAAGACACAAGGACUGGUUGGACAAGAUUUCACAUAUCAGGCUUCAAGGACUCAUCAAUUUUCACAUGGAAGGCCAGUGGAUGAUCAAUUCCGCAAAUUGUCUUUAAGUUUUCCACGUCCGAAGGAGGAGACACUAUCAAGGCAUUCUUUUCUAGGUCCAAAUGGGCUUCGUGGCCAGUGGCAGCCACCUAGUAGCGUUCGAGGGGUUCAAUAUCCAAGCAAUUUAGACUUGACUCCAAUUGAAAUCCCAAGCCUGCAGCAUCCAGUGGAAGGUGGACCUAUGGAACAAAAGAACAGUGAUGAUUCAUCACUUGAAAGUUCCACUCUUGAAUCAGUCCUUUCACUGAGUGGUGAUAAUCAGUUGCUUCACAAUGAGGAACCUUGUUCGAUGAUUUCUUUGGAUAAAGUGGAAGUUCCAGUUAAUACAGAUGUUGUCAGGCAACCUUCUCCUCCACCUAUUCUUGCACAAGUACAAGAUUUGAUCCCUGUCACGUCUCCUCAAGUUACUGAGUCAGGACAUGGGGUGGAGAACUCAUUGAAAGAUGAUCUAGCUUGCCCCAAAGCUCCCCUUCAAUUGCACAUUUCAACUGCAAUGAUGGAAAACUUCAUGAGAUUAGCCAAGUCAAAUACCAAAAAGAACUUAGAAACGUGUGGUGUUCUUGCAGGUUCACUUAAAAACAGAAAAUUCUAUGUGACUGCUCUCAUAAUCCCAAAGCAGGAGUCAACAUCAGAUUCGUGUCAGACCACAAAUGAAGAAGAGAUAUUUGAUGUUCAGGACAAGCAGUCCCUGUUUCCUUUGGGUUGGAUUCAUACACAUCCUACACAGUCUUGUUUUAUGUCAUCAAUUGACCUUCACACUCAUUACUCGUAUCAGAUUAUGUUACCAGAAGCUAUUGCAAUUGUCAUGGCUCCGAGAGAUGGUUCAAGAACUCAUGGUAUCUUCCGGCUGACAACCCCGGGUGGCAUGUCAGUCAUAAGACAAUGCCAACAGCGUGGCUUCCAUCCACAUGAGCAGCCUCCAGAUGGUGGGCCCAUUUAUGAGCAUUGUACAGACGUAUAUAUGAACCCCAAUCUUAAGUUUGACGUCAUUGAUCUCCGGUAAUCACAAUUCCAACAUGUGUACAAGUAGUGAUCCACCCACCAUUUUAAAUUUAACUGUUCAUGUUUUUGUUGAGUUUCCUAUUAAUCAGCCAUUGGACAUGAGCAGACUAGCUGUAUUGUCCAUGUAUCUUUAAGAAUUUGUUAGCUAUAUCUGCAACUGUCCAAUAUUGCACACCACAGUUUCUUUCAAAGGAUUCACCACAAGCCAAUUCAUAAGAGCAAUUUGAUUCAUGGUCCUUUUCUUUGGUAUUUAAUUCCUGGUCCUUUCUCAUUCGCCUUGCUUAUCCUUUUCUAUAUUAUAUCGACACUCGUGUACAAUAUGCAUUACUCUGUCCUUUAUCAGUUAUGUAGACUGUAGUGUAAUUUCUCAUUCAAGUUCA
Messenger RNA from Nelumbo nucifera (sacred lotus), 2184 nucleotides. It is a transcript of the gene AMSH1, whose product is annotated as associated molecule with the SH3 domain of STAM 1. Gene Ontology annotation, cellular component: membrane; endosome. Lineage: Eukaryota; Viridiplantae; Streptophyta; Magnoliopsida; Proteales; Nelumbonaceae. The record is from RefSeq and is a predicted model, not a curated record. Gene Ontology annotation, biological process: protein K48-linked deubiquitination; protein K63-linked deubiquitination. Gene Ontology annotation, molecular function: K63-linked deubiquitinase activity; metal-dependent deubiquitinase activity; protein binding.